Messenger RNA from Teleopsis dalmanni, 2177 nucleotides. Its product is annotated as glypican-4-like. The transcript is spliced from 7 exons. Gene Ontology annotation, biological process: cell migration; regulation of signal transduction; regulation of protein localization to membrane. NCBI's taxonomy places the organism in Eukaryota, Metazoa, Arthropoda, Insecta, Diptera, Diopsidae. The coding region runs from base 52 to 1977 and encodes 641 amino acids. The record is from RefSeq and is a predicted model, not a curated record. Gene Ontology annotation, cellular component: synapse; plasma membrane; cell surface.
GUACUUCGAUACUGUGAAUCAUCCUCUGUUGGUACAUGCUGUACAUAUGCAAUGGAAACAAAGAUGGCUAUGCAAUCACGUCUGCACCUGGAAAAACACUCCAAAGAACAAAUUUUAAAAAUGUCAAACAUGCUAAGUUCUAAAGCGCAAAAAUUUAAUGAGGACUUCCGUAAAUUGUUACUCAAAUCAAAAGUAGAAUUUCACAAUAUGUACACACGCACUUAUGGAAUUAUUUAUCAACAGAACUCAUAUGUAUUUUCGGAUUUAUUCAAAGAAUUGGAAAACUAUUAUGCACGCGGACGCGUCGAUCUCAUUGAUGUCAUGGAUAAGUUCUUUAAUACGUUGUACCAAAAAAUGUUCCAGGUACUUAAUGCACAGCAUCAAUUCGAUGAGAAAUAUCUCCGCUGCGUCAGUGAACACAUGAAGGAACUCAAACCUUUCGGUGAUGUACCAGAUAAAUUAUCUGUUCAAAUCAAACGUUCUUUUGUCGCUACCCGUACAUAUGGACAAGCACUUGCAACUGCAGCCGAAGUAUCAAAAAAAUUAAUUAAUGUACGUCUAAAUGCCGAUUGUACAGCUGCACUCACAAAAAUGGCACAUUGCGGAGCUUGCAAAGGUUACGCAGAAAAGCCCUGUACCAAUUAUUGUGUCAACGUGAUCAAAGGUUGCCUGCACUACUUCAAUGAGUUCGACGUCGAAUGGGAGAACUUUGCAUUGGCAAUGGAUAAACUAGCCGAACGAUUGCUGGGUUCAUUCAAUAUUGUGAUGGUUGUGGAACCGAUAAACAUUAAAAUUUCAGAGGCGAUUAUGAAUUUUCAAGAUUCCGGCGUGGAUAUAACGAAUCGUGUGUUCCAAGGUUGCGGUCGUCCAAUACUUGGUCGUACUAGUCGUGCAGUUAAUCCUAAAUUUGCUGUUAGCACAGAAGAUACAAAAUAUGUGAAAAAACGUGCUGCAACAUUAGAUACACUAAAUGAACAAAUCGAAUCAGAUAUUUUAGAUAUCGAUGCUGCUCUCGAUGAAGCGAUAGUGCUACGUGAAAGACGUGCCGCAGAACCAGGUUCACGCGAUGAUAAAAAUGGUGAUAGCUCUACACGCAAUAAUGGUAACAACAACAACAACAACAACAACAAUAAUCGCAAUCGUAAUCAGAAACGUAAACAACAAAAUCGUAAAAACGAUAAUGAUGAUUAUUCUGGUCGCGAUCCAAUUUUAGAUAAAUUGGUGCGUGAUAUUCGUCAACGUGUGAAGGACUCUAAAAAAUUCUGGUCAAAUUUACCACACCAAAUUUGUGCUAAUGAUGAGAUUUCAUCAUCAUCAGAUGUGGAUGGCAUGUGUUGGAAUGGACAUACAAUCGAUAGAUAUAUGCAUUCUGUUACUACUGAACAUGGUCGAAAUCCUGAAUUUCCUGGCAAUCCAGCGAGUACACGACAAACUUCUCUAGUUGCUACACAAUUAUAUUAUUUGAAAAAUGCUGUCAACCACUUGCGUAGUGCUUAUACUGGGCAAGACGUUGAUUGGACUGAUCAAGAAGAUGCCUUUUAUGGUAGCGGUUCAGGUUCUGGUGGUGGUAGUGAUGAUGAAGAUGAUGAUGAAGGUUCUGGAAUAAGCGGUAGUCCAUUUACACCAAGUCAUAAACCAGAUCACACAGAUCGCCCAUCAGUGCGAGUCAAUAAUGUUGACGAUGAGGAUACAGAGGUCGAUGAGGAUAUACAUAUUGGAGGUGGUGGUGGUUCUGUCAUUACACACACCACUGGUGGUACUAGUGGUGCUGGGCAUGAGACCAAUGUAGUCGGCGAAGAUGACAAUAACAGUCACAAUGCUGACAAUGAUGAUGACGACGAACUUAAUACUAAAACAAGUGGGAGUGCCGGUGGCAAUUCGAAGCCACAACGUAUGUCAUUACGGCGUGCACUGUUACUGUAUCUGCUGCCUUUAUAUAUGGCAUGGUUUGGUGGUAUUUUUGCCGAUUUGCUGUGAUUUGUUAUUGUUAUGCUUAAUUAGGAGUGUAUUUGAAUAUUGUAGGAAUGAGUUACGAAAGUGUAAUCAUCAAUGCUAUCGAAGCAAUCAAAAAGAUUUUAUUUCUUUUGUAAAUUAUUAAUAUUGUUUUGAAAUUUAAUGGCAUUCUUUAGUAAUUCAUGAACAAAUGUAAUUAAUUUGCUAUAUUAUCAUUUUGUAGA